AUGUUAGUGGACUCACAGCUGCCAAAUAUAAUGCAUAUAGUAACAUGUCUUGCUGCGGAUGAAUCGAAUUUCAUUCGGUGUUCAAUUUUUGCGAUUGUUUCAAACAUUUUUCAUGGAAUUGCCGCUAAUCCAGUCUACAAUCUGAGUGAAGACUUACGUCGUUCGUUGACGUUGUUUUUGCGUCAGUUGAGCAGUGAAGAGACAAUGCGAUUGUUCAACGUGAUCGAAUUGGAGUCAGCACAAGAAGUUGUCAAUAGCGCACUUCGAAUGCAAAUGAUCGAGAAUGCCGAUCGAAUCGCACAUGAUUCAUCUGAUGACAAGAAAUCUAUUGACGACGACCAGAAUAUGCACACAUCCUUGUCGAAUAUUCAUCAGUUAUUAACGCUACUCAUUGCGAUGGUUACGGAUGUGGAAAAAGGUUUGGAGGGUGAACGAGACUGGCUGGUGGCAUGGCGUAAUACGGCUCGAAAAUGGGCAUUCACGGCAUCGAAUGUUCAAAUUCGUUCGUUGAUCGCUUUCAGUUGUUUAGCGAAUUCGAUCAGUGAUAACGAUAUCAAAGCUGUUGUGUCGAUUUUAGUACAGGUUCAAACAUCCAUAUUUCAAUGA
This is a messenger RNA of Anisakis simplex (herring worm), 606 nucleotides long. Lineage: Eukaryota; Metazoa; Nematoda; Chromadorea; Rhabditida; Anisakidae. The record is from the annotation of a GenBank genome assembly.